AUGUCGAAUACCAUGGAAAAACAACGAAGAAGAAUCAAGAAUAUGCAAAUCACUACCGUCGUCCCCGACGAAAUAAUCGUGGAAAUACUGUCGAAUUUACCACCAAAAUCCCUCUUUAAGCUAAAGUCCGUUUCGAAAUCAUGGCGUUCUUUAAUCUCGAGCCCGCACUUCGUCAAGAAACACCUGAACAAGCAAUUAUUAUCGCUAAAGCUCAUGUUGACCUUUGACGAAUCCCCACCGAGGAGGCGUUACUACAUCAACUCGUGUUCUCUUGCAUCUUUGUCACAUAAUAAUAACAAUAAUCCUUACUCGAGAGUCGCAAUGUUGGAGCAUCCCAUGCUAAGUACCCCGAUUAUUGAUUCGCCGCGGUUGCGUAAACCGAUUGAAAUACACGGAUCGUGUAACGGGCUUAUACUCAUUAUAGUAGGUAGUUUUAUGUUUUUAUGGAACCCUUCGACGCGAAAGUCGAAGAAUAUUCCCCAUCCAUGCAAAAUAGGUGAUUUUCAUGACCCGAUGAAGAUAACCCUACUGUACGGACUAGGGUACGAUGAAUCCGCAGAUGAUUACAGAGUUGUCUGUUCUUACAACUCGAACCGCCACCAAAUAUUAGUGGGGCCGUACGAGACGGAGAUCUACAGUUUGAGGAGCGGUGCUUGGAAGAAGGCCGACACCAUUCAGAUGGGUUUUCAGGGAUGGGUGGAAUAUUCCGGCAGGUUUGUGGGCGGGAGGCUCCACUGGCUUGGCGGUAGGUACUACGAGAAGGAAGGUGGUAGUUACGGUUGCGAUAUCGUAUCUAUUGAUUUGGCCGAGGGGAGAUGCGAGCUAGUGGCUAUGCCGGACUGCUUGCGCCACUGUCAUCGUGUUUUUCCGGACUCGUUGAAAGUGUUGGGAGGGAACCUCGGUUUGGUUUGCUACGUCGACAACGACUGCGACAUGCAUAUAUGGGUUAUGAAAGAGUACGGCGUGAAGGAGUCGUGGGUUAGGGUUUUGACGAUUUUGCUGAACUGCGGUGUUUCGGAUAUGCUCUCUAACCGAGAGGAGAAAAGGUGGUACAUUGGGUCGUUGUUGUGGUCUCCGAAGAAGGGAGACGGUGUGUUGGCGUAUGGGCCCGGUGCGACGAAUUUUCGGCCUGUAUUCGGACCCACUUGUACUAACCUGGUCUUUUGUGAUGGCCGGGACGAUGAGUUGCGAAGGGUUGAGGUUGAUUUGGUUGAUCGAAUAGUUGAAGCCAACGUGUAUGUCGAAACCUUAGUUUCACCCUUUGGUGACGACGAAGCUGGUUAUGUCCUUUGA
Erythranthe guttata (spotted monkey flower) is the source of this 1293-nucleotide messenger RNA. RefSeq names its product F-box/kelch-repeat protein At3g23880. NCBI's taxonomy places the organism in Eukaryota, Viridiplantae, Streptophyta, Magnoliopsida, Lamiales, Phrymaceae. The record is from RefSeq and is a predicted model, not a curated record. Gene Ontology annotation, molecular function: protein binding.